Molecule: messenger RNA, 705 nt
Organism: Penicillium longicatenatum
Lineage: Eukaryota; Fungi; Ascomycota; Eurotiomycetes; Eurotiales; Aspergillaceae
Product: DUF202 domain-containing protein
Exons: 3
Coding region: 1-705 (234 amino acids)
Source: RefSeq, a predicted model, not a curated record
AUGACAGGCUCAAGUACUGCGUUGCCGGUUCUGGGACGACCUUCCAGUGCUGUCUUGAGGGAGACCCGACCGUUGUCUUCGCAGCGGGAUGAUCGCGAAGCGCUCGAGCUACAUGAAAUCCAGACCCACGAGGAUAACGAGCUGGAUUAUUCCUCACCAUCUGCCUCAUCCGGAGACGAGUAUCGAGUCACUACUCGGCGAACGAUAUCUCGCGUCACGACUCAACGCUCCCAUCACGAUCGGACGGGGCUGUGGAGCCGCAUCUGUCGACUUUGGACCCAUAAUGUCACUCUGACGGUGCCGCGGAAAAGCAACAGGGACCAUUAUGCAUUGGAGAGAACAUUCCUUGCUUAUAUCCGUACCUCGGUGGUGAUUGCGAUGCAAGGGGUGGUGAUCGCGCAGCUGUUCCGCCUUCAACGUGCCCCGUCGGAUGAGGACCGCCUAAGAUUCUACCAGGUCGGCAUUCCGCUUGCCGUCUCUUGCCACGGCGUGGCUGUUCUCGUCGCCCUGAUCGGCGCCUUUCGAUUUUGGAGACAGCAAAACGCCAUUUCUCUAGGGAAAAUCCAUGCUGGAGGCUGGGAGCUUAAUUCAGUCGGUAUUCUACUUUUCGCGAUUAUUUUGGUUACCUUGAUUAUUUCCGUCGCUAUCAUCGUUGAAAUCGACAAUGCUCAAACCACUUUACUCAGUCGUUUGUUACGACGGUGA